AUGAAAUUGGCAAAUAAAAGUACAGAAUGUGAAGUGUCAACCACCAAAAGUGCCAUCCUGCUAAUCCCAACAAGUCUGUUGCGCUCUCACCAAAAGUGCCACCUUAGUAAUCCUAACUCUGUAGUUCUCUCUCCCUCCCCCAUCAACAUAUCUGUUUUUUAUUCUAGAGAACAACAGAGGACCAGCCUGUUUUCACUGUGGAGAAUAAGGACUUAUCACUUAUCCCAUAACUUGCCUUACAGUAAUUUCAAGUUUCAGUAUAACUAUCUUCUCCAUCUUUAUAUAGAAGCAAAUUUUCUCUUCUGCAUCUGUAUUUUCGUUUGCGGCAAGAGGAUUGAGACCAGAUGCUCCUCAGAAAGGACAGAAUUUGCAGAACUGUUCUCUGUCUUCUGUUUCCCCUUGUUCUUCCUAACUUCGUCCACUGCUCAGGCUUACAAGAAUUGCACGGUUGGGGAUGAUUUGGGAUGGUACGACAACACUGAGAAUUCGAAGAUCAACUACCAAAAAUGGGCAGCCGGCAAAAACUUCUCUUUGGGAGAUUUCCUCAUUUUCAACACAAAUACCAACCACUCCGUAGUUCAGACCUACAACUUCACAAUAUACAAGAGGUGCGACUUCAAUGAUGCAGACUCGAGAGAUUAUUCAUCCCAAGGAGACUAUAACCAAGCAGCAGGCCCAUGGAGCAUCGCAAUCCCCCUCAAGAAAGAGGGCAUGAACUACUUCUUCUCCAGCUUCUACGAUGGAGACCAGUGCAAGAACGGGCAGAGGUUCAGGAUCAACGUCGUCCAUGGCCAGGGCCUGCCUGACAGCCUCGAGAACCCCGUCGAUGCAUCUUCCCCAUCGCCCCAACCCCAGCAAGAUUAUGAUACCUCCACUCCUGACACCGCCAAUAUCCCUGGAAAUUUCAACAAACCGGUCCCUUCUUCUUCCGAGGAUGUGAAGCAGGCAGCAGGGGCAAGUGCCAGCCCCAUUAAAUCGACCGCGUUGGGAGCUAUUCUGUUAGGCGCUUUGGGUUUGCUGAAUUUGGUGCUUAUUUUGUUUGUUUUUUCUAUUUGGUUCAUUUUCUAGGAUGAUAUAUAUUAAAUGUGUACUUGUGAAUAUGUAUUUUCAGGAUUGAUAGUACUUUUUAGGAGGAAAUAAUGUUAUGCUGGGAAACUGGCGGACAUCAUUUUGGGAAUUUAUUUCCUUUACUUUAUAGAACAUGAGCGUUUAUAUCUUCA
Messenger RNA from Nymphaea colorata (pocket water lily), 1220 nucleotides. RefSeq lists its product as uncharacterized. The record is from RefSeq and is a predicted model, not a curated record. Gene Ontology annotation, cellular component: plasma membrane. Gene Ontology annotation, molecular function: electron transfer activity. The coding region runs from base 1 to 1068 and encodes 355 amino acids. The transcript is spliced from 3 exons. NCBI's taxonomy places the organism in Eukaryota, Viridiplantae, Streptophyta, Magnoliopsida, Nymphaeales, Nymphaeaceae.